AUGCCUCUCAGUAACUGGUUUCCUGAGGUAUCUGAAGUUAGACACACAGCCUGGAGCAAUCUGAACACAUCGCCCCCGCAGCUCUGCAGGAAUCAGGAUGCAGGCCAAAUACAGCAGCACGAGGGAUAUGCUCGAUGAUGAUGACACCAGCAUAAGCCUGUAUUCUGGAGCUUCCACUGUCACCAGACGUGCAGAUCCGAGGCAUUCAGCAGAGAACGAGACUCCCUCUUCAGUUUGGCGCCCAGUGGCUCUGACCCUGCUGACCUUGUGUCUGGUGCUACUUGUCGGCCUCGCAGCCCUGGGCCUUGUGUUUUUUCAGUUCUACCAGCUCUCCAAUAUCCAGCAAGACAGCAUCGCUGAAAAGGACGAAAGGCUGGGGAAUGUAUCCCGACAGCUGCAGUCCCUCCAGAUGCAGAACAGGAGACUCAUAGAAACUCUACAGCACGUAGCUGUAAAACUGUGUCGUGAACUUUACAACAAAAGCGGAGGACACAGAUGUAGCCCUUGCCCAGAAAACUGGAAGUGGCAUGGGGACAAAUGUUACCAGUUCUAUAAAGAGAGUAAAAGCUGGCAGGGCUGUGAAUAUUUCUGCUUGGCUGAAAAUGCCACCAUGCUGAAGAUAAGCACACAGGAAGAGCUGGAUUUUGCCAUGCCUCAGAGCUACUCUGAGUUUUUCUACUCUUAUUGGACAGGGCUCUCCCGCAAUGGCAGUGGCAAAGCGUGGCUGUGGACAGAUGGGACACCUUACUCCUUUGAACUGUUUGAGAUUAUAAUCGAUCCCACCAACCUAAGGAACAGGGACUGUAUGACCAUCUUCAAUGGAAAGGCUUUCUCAAAGGACUGCAAAGAGCUGAGAAGGUGUGCCUGUGAGCGGAUGGCAGGGAGAGUGGUGCCUGAGGUGCUUCAGUAGGUGGCAUCAAACAUUGAGCAGAGGAAGUCAACAGGUCAGCUUCAACCACCAGCCAAAGGACUGAGUCAAGUGAGGCCAACUAAAUGGACAUUCAAAGCUUUGGAAAACAGAGUCAGCUGCUGGGACUGGUACUUGAGAGGUUCUCCUCAUUCUGGCUCAGCAUCAUUCAUACUCCAGCACCAGUUCUUACACACUUUUACCUGUCACAAAGAUUCUUAUGAAGCACUAAUUAGCCUCAGUAGGCUAGAUCAUUGUCCUCCUUGAUUUACAGAAGGCUUUCAGCUGUCUCUCAGUGACUGUCCUCACCCUGUUUCCCAUGUCUCCUUUACACUAGGAAAAGAGGCACAUAAGAAAAUAGAGGGGGUGAUACAAAACCACUCAUUGUGUGUGGUGGUGUCUACACAAGUCUUGGUGCUUUCCAGCUCUCAGCACUAGGAUGGUGGAGGCAAGACAUGAAAAGUUUAAGGCCACCCACAGCUACAUAGAAAGGAGGCCAACCUAGGCUAUUUGAGGACCUCUUCUCAAACAGCAAGAAGGAACAAAAGAGCAAUAGAGUUAAAAAGAAAGAAAAGAAAGAAAGAGAGAGAGAGAGAAAGGAGAAAAAGCAAAGCAGAGAACAGAGAAAAAGGAAGUGGGGUCCUUUGGGGUCCUUUGUCCUAACAGGAAGUCCAAGAGAAACUACCAGACAUCCCAUUCCUGUGCUGUUAUACACAGCUAAUACUUUUUGUUCUCAGUUCACACUUUGCCUCUCCCAGGCUCUUAACAAUCGCUCUACCUGCUACACCGCUGAUCAUCUUUCCAGCCGAGCUGGCUCUCAUUGUGUCAAUCUCCAGUCCAUCAUUGUGCCCUUCCCCAAUCAUGUUUCCUAGGAUGAUCUCACCUCUCAUAUAAGUUAGAAUUACUGUCCCUGUACUCCAACAAGGAGACUGGAGAGAAAUUUUAGUCUCUUUAAAUGCACAGAUAAUAGUUUGAAUUCUUCCUCCAUUCCAUUUGAAACAUGUUUAUACCUUCCAGGUACUAAAGAUUUAAUAAUAAUACGUGCGAAUAAUGUGAAAUGGGUAUGGUUUUAGAAUGGAUUUGUUACUUGGGGGAAAAUCAGCAAGGGAACGCUUUUCUCUACUGUGUUAACAGACUGUUUGACUACUUGUGCCUUGACAAUUGGUGGAGCCACUCUGAGGCUAUUGUUUAUGGAAUAUCUGAGGAUAAGAAAGUAUACAAAACAAAUUGUCUUCAAAAGGAUGGCUGUAUGAUAUUUCUAAAGUGAAAUGGUUGUGGCAAAAUCAUGACAUCGAUGUUGGUCUGUUGAGUACCUGAGAUGUGGUAGACCACAUGAUAUCUAAACAGGAGUUGGAAGAGAAAGAGAAGCUAUGAAGUUUACACAGCCAAACUCUUGACUAGACAUUCUUUGGGUGAUGACAUUCAAAGCCAUAAUAGGAGUUGUGAAUAACACCAUGUCAACUGAAUUCAUUGCUUAUAGAGAAGCCAGCAUUAUAGGGUUGACAGCACCAGUAUCAGAUGUCACACUCUUAGUCUUCAACAGUAAAAACUGGAAAACAUCUAUUUCAUGGUGAAAUUACUAAAUUAGCCCUUUUGUAAUGAGAACAAUUCUGUAUUUAUUUUCAUAAGACUCAAUUUGAUAACAGUCAUUUAUCUAAACAUGA
This is a messenger RNA of Microtus oregoni (creeping vole), 2571 nucleotides long. It is a transcript of the gene Clec1a, whose product is annotated as C-type lectin domain family 1 member A. Lineage: Eukaryota; Metazoa; Chordata; Mammalia; Rodentia; Cricetidae. Bases 98 to 910 code for a protein of 270 amino acids. The transcript has 6 exons. The record is from RefSeq and is a predicted model, not a curated record.